CCCCACUUUUGGGUGAAGUUUCGUUUCGUCUGAUUUCGAUUUCAUCAGCAGCUCCAACAAAAAAAGACAAGUCCACUGAAUUUCACACUCGAAGGAGCAAACUUUUUUUUUCUCUUUUUGCAUUUUUACAGUGAAAAUAAAGUUUUUGAAAGUGGGCGUUUUUGCUGGAACGAAAGUGAAUCUUGGAUUUUGAACAAGGGGCAAAAUGAAGUAAGAAUCGCUGAAGUGCAGAAGAAGGAUGUUUGUUUGCCCGACUGUGGAACCAGUUCUUCGUCGGAGAUGUUCCGGAUGGCCUUGCGGGCACUGUUGAUGUUGUCGCUGUAAGAGAAAGAGAGAACCGCGAGGGACGUCACAUCGCAGCUCCGGCGGUGUUACAUAAACACUUUUGUUUAGAUAGUGAAUCUGCCUGCUGCUGUUGCUCCAACCUUGGCCAUUGGAGUCGAUCGGGGGCUUUGGAGGGAAAGAGCGUCGAACUCCACCCGCUUUGAGCCUUUUGCGGAGGUGAACGGGGUCACUCGGCUGAGUAAACAAAGGAUUCCUCACGCCAUGAGCGACGAUGCUGGCCAGGUGAUAAAGAGCUGUUAUCAGAACAAAAACGACAAAGUGCCGAAAGCGUGAACAUUCUGAAAAGAAGAGGAACGACAAGAGGCAACUUGGCAGCGAUGGACAAACGAGCGUGACCGCGAGUUCGAAUCAGCUAGAAAGGCUCACACAUUUUAAGUUUAAAAAACCAUCAGCAAAGAGUAAUCAACAACGACGGAGCAGCAGCACGGAGGUUCGACCGCCAGGAUGGACUCCUCGAGCGGGGCCUUCAUCAAGACCAUCGAGUGGGACAUGAUGGACAAGAAAAAGUUCUUCCCGCUGUCGAUGCUGAGCUCCUUUUCGGUCCGGUGUGCCCUGUUUCCGCUGACCGUGAUCAAAACGCAACUUCAGGUCCAGUACAAGAACGACAUCUACAAGGGCAUGAUCGACGCCGGGCUCAAAAUCUACCGCGCCGAGGGCGUUCCGGGCCUGUACCGGGGCUUCUGGAUCUCGUCGGUGCAGAUCGUGUCGGGGGUGUUUUACAUCAGCACGUACGAGGGGGUGCGGCACGUGCUGAACCAGCAGGGCGCCAGCCAGCGGACCAAAUCGCUAGUGGCAGGCGGAUGUGCCUCACUCGUCGGCCAGACCAUCAUCGUGCCGUUCGACGUGAUUUCCCAGCACGCGAUGGUGCUGGGGAUGGGCGGUGUGGCGCGGGGAAGCAGUGUGAACCCGCUGGGGAUCGAGUACGACAAGGGGCGGAGCCGGCUGAGGAUAACGGUGGACAUUGCGCGGGAGAUUGUGCGGAUGGAUGGGUUCAAGGGGUUCUACCGGGGUUACACGGCCAGUUUGAUGGCUUACGUGCCGAACUCGGCCAUGUGGUGGGCGUUCUACCAUCUGUACCAGGACGAGCUGCUGAAGGUGUGUCCGCCGUGGGUUUCGCAUCUGGCGGUGCAGUGCGUGGCGGGAAGUUUAGGGGGUUUUACGACUACAGUUAUCACGAACCCGCUGGACAUUGUGCGGGCCCGGCUGCAGGUGCAACGGCUCGACUCGAUGCAGGUCGCGUUCCGUGAGCUGUGGCACGAGGAACAUUUCCACAUGUUCUUCAAGGGGCUGACGGCGCGGCUGGUGCAGUCCGCGGCGUUCUCAUUUAGCAUUAUCUUAGGCUACGAAACGAUCAAACGCGUCUCGGUGAACGAACAAUACAAACAUUUAAUAAAGUGGUGAUUUGGUAACGCAGCCGUCGCCACCGCCGGCUGGGAGAUGCUGUGGAAGCGGCAAUUGUCUCGGAAAUCUGAGAAUAGAGUUGGGCAAACCGACCGACAUCAAACAAAGCAUAAAACACUCUGUACAAUUAGCACACAAACACACACACAUACACGUUACUAACCAAAUAGGCUUGCAGAAACUGAGCAGCGCGCACAGCGAAGGAACUUAAGAAGCUUAAGAAUCGAAAGCGUUCAACCGGAAAGAGAAUAGGGAAGCGUUCCGUUUCACACCUCUUGUCACUGUUAGUCUCCGUUCUUUACAUGUCUCAUUUUAGGAGUAAUUUAUUUUACAAUAUGUACAAUUACAAUUGGCGCGCUUCUUCUAAGAGGGCAACUGUAACCGAUAAAAGUAUAUGCGCGUAAGCGAUGCUAGUAGAUGCGUGUUGAUUAUAUUUAUGCUGCUUUCUAAAAGCUACCUUUUUGUUGUAUAGAUUUGGCAAUUUUAUUUUAUUUUUCCUUUCUUACUGUGUAUAAAAAAAAAAACAAGCAACAAAGUGUAAUGUAAUAAUGCAAAUAUAAGUAGUUUGAAAAAAGA
This is a messenger RNA of Culex pipiens pallens (northern house mosquito), 2322 nucleotides long. RefSeq names its product solute carrier family 25 member 44. Gene Ontology annotation, biological process: branched-chain amino acid catabolic process; transmembrane transport. Bases 790 to 1746 code for a protein of 318 amino acids. Gene Ontology annotation, cellular component: mitochondrion. The transcript has 2 exons. The record is from RefSeq and is a predicted model, not a curated record. Gene Ontology annotation, molecular function: branched-chain amino acid transmembrane transporter activity. Lineage: Eukaryota; Metazoa; Arthropoda; Insecta; Diptera; Culicidae.